This is a messenger RNA of Rhipicephalus microplus (southern cattle tick), 540 nucleotides long. RefSeq lists its product as uncharacterized. NCBI's taxonomy places the organism in Eukaryota, Metazoa, Arthropoda, Arachnida, Ixodida, Ixodidae. The record is from RefSeq and is a predicted model, not a curated record.
UUUCACUUGCGCUCUACUUAAUGCUGAACCACUUUUCCAGAGCCGGCACCAUGAAAUUGAUCAAAAUAUCAAGGGAAGUCGAAGUUACGGUGGGGAACUGGAACACGAACGGUAAAACAAAGGUUUACCUCACUCCUGCUAAGCGAGCAAAUGACAUAUCAGAAGUCGACAAGUCACUUUUUGGUCUAUGGAAUGAAUACAACAUUCUCAUGGCGAAAUCAACUUGCGUGACUCUUACAUUUCCAUCAACCACAAUUGGGAAACCACACUGCAUGAUAUGGGGAAUACGAUCCGGUGAAAAAAUUGAAGAGAAUGAUUGCUACAACAGCUCCUACUCAACCUGCGGUGAGCUCUCUAUAGCAAUAGAAAACCCAACGACUGAUCCUUGCUAUUCAUACGAUGUAAGCGAGGAAAUUGCUACAAAACUUGCUUACGAGAAAGAAGGAAUUGUAAUAUAGCCAUUAUGUGUGGCAACCAGUCCAUAAAAGUAACUAAACUACCGUGCCUUGGAGUAAUAAACUAGUAUUUAUAAACAAUUGU